AUGGCUGCUGAACCUGAAGCAAAAUUUGCCAUACAUGAGGCUGCCCGUGAAGGCAAAACUUCGGUGGUGGAAUCACUGUUGAAUGCAAAUCCAAAACUUGCUUCGCGCAAAGACGACGAUGAACGUCUACCGAUACACUGGGCUGUGGCAUAUAACCGAUUACCAAUCGUCGAAUUACUUGUCUCGAAUAAAUACUUUGAUCCCGAUGUCACGGAUGGAUCCGGUUGGACGCCGCUCAUGAUCGCUGCGAGUUUGAAAAAUGCGGAAGGAGACGCUAUAAUCGAUUUAUUACUACGCAAGGACGCUGAUGUCAAUAUUAAGAGUGUGUCUGGUCAAAAUGCUCUUCACUUCGCAGCUUCCAAGGCCAAUCUAUCCACUGUCAAAACCCUCGUCGCCCACAAAUGCAGUGCGCGAGUCAAAGACAGACGAGGCCAACUUGCAUUACAUCGUGCUGCAGCCGUUGGCUCGACUCCUAUAUUGAAGAUAUUACUUGAUGAGGGCAAGAGUCCCGUUAAUGCUACCGAUGUGGACGGUUUGACGGCAUUACAUCAUGCCAUUUCCGAAGGCCAUGGUGAUGCGGCAAUUUUGUUGAUGAAGGCCGGCGCUGACCUUGAAAAGAGAGACGGUGAGGGAAAUCUAGCUAUUGACUUGGCACCUGAUACCAAGGUUCGGAAAUAUAUUCUACAGACUGCAGAGCGCGAAGGCAUAGAAUUGCCUUGA
Messenger RNA from Talaromyces marneffei, 720 nucleotides. RefSeq lists its product as uncharacterized. Gene Ontology annotation, molecular function: protein binding. Gene Ontology annotation, cellular component: nucleus; cytoplasm. Bases 1 to 720 code for a protein of 239 amino acids. The transcript has 6 exons. NCBI's taxonomy places the organism in Eukaryota, Fungi, Ascomycota, Eurotiomycetes, Eurotiales, Trichocomaceae. The record is from RefSeq and is a predicted model, not a curated record.